ACAUAAAAAUAAAAAAUAAUUUUAAAAUCGAUUUUAAAAAUAAAAUAAUAAAAAUAUUGAAAAAUAGUAUGUUGAGGAAAAGAUUUUCCUUUCUGAACAAUGGAAAAAAAUUUCUGGUUCAUUUUGAAGUUUUGGCCGAAUACCGGAAUACAAUUAUAUUUUUCAGAAAUGUCACAUUUUCCGUGAAACGAACGGAGUUUUAGUUGUUAGGAAGGAAGGGGAAAUUUAUUAAUAAUUGAUUUUCUUCCUUUAUAUCUGCAACGAAUAUGUUCAAAUUCUUUUGGGAGGGCGGCAGCUUCCCGCGCUUGCCUCCCCACUCUUCGUGGUUGGCUUGUGUUUACUUUACAGUAUUCCUGAGCUUGACAGGUUAAUGUUCUAUCCACAAUCUUUCUAACUAGACUCCUUGUUUAAUUAUGAUAGCCAAGGUGAACUCAUUAGAUUAAUCGUUGCUGAAGUUUCGAUCAAGUUGAAUAAAAGAGACAAAAUUCUACCAGAUUAUUUAGUCGGAAUUCAUGAUCGUGUUGAAGACGUCAUCCACCUUUUAGAUGAAGGUUCUCCCGAUGUACGUUACCUAGUAAUCCAUGGUAUGGGGGGCAUUGGUAAGACGACUCUUGCCAAGGUUGUCUUUAACCAAAUUUCUUGUCAGUUUCAUGGUUGUAGCUUUCUUUUAGAUGUUCGAGAAGCAUCAAAAGGUGGCAAAGUUGUUCAAUUGCAAAAACAACUAUUGUCAGAAAUUCUAAACUUCAAACCAGUGGAGAUUGUUGACUCUGAUGCAGGGAUUGACCAAAUUAAAAGGAGAUUCCGUGAUAAGAAAGUUCUCAUUAUUCUUGAUGACAUAGAUAAGUGGGACCAACUUGCAAAACUUGCAGAAAAGCGGGAUUGGUUUGGUUCGGGAGCAAAAUUAUUAUUACAACGAGGGACACCAACUUUUUGCCAAUCGAAGAGGAGAAUCGAGAAAAUAAUUUCCAAAGGUGUUUUGAAGAGUUUAAAAUCUAUCAAAUGGAAGAAUUGCACCAUGGCCAUGCUGUUCAACUUUUCAGUAAUCAUGCUUUUAGAAUGGAUUUCCCUCCACCGGACUACAAUGAUAUUUCUCGUGAUAUUAUUUCCAAAGCUGGUGGACUUCCUUUGGCUCUUGAGGUUAUCGGUUCCUCUCUUUAUUGCAAAAGCAAACGACUUUGGAAAGACACGUUGAAGAAACUAGGUUUAGUUCCCAAUCAAGAUAUCUUUUGCAAAUUAAAGAUUAGUUUUGAAAUGCUAGAGGAUGCACAAAGAGAAAUUUUUCUUGAUAUAGCCUGUUACUUUGUUGGUGAAGAAAGGAUCUAUCCACAUCAUAUGUGGAAAGCAUUGGAUUUUCUCCCAAGAAUUGAGAUCAAUUUCCUUAUCCGCAUGUCUUUGAUAAAAAUUGAUGAUGAUGAUAGAUUUUUAAUGCAUGACCUGCUUAGAGAUCUCGGAAGAGAAAUUGUUCGACAAGAAGACCUUAAAGUUCUUGGAAAGUGUAGUAGACUAUGGUGUCCCAAGAUUGCGUUGCAGGUAGUGCAGAAUAGAAAGGGAACAGAAAAUAUCAUGGCACUCAAACUAACUGGACUUUCCAUAGAGCAUGACUUUACAAGUGAAGAUUUUUCAAGGCUGCCUAGCUUACGGUUGUUGGAAUUAGAGGGGGGAAACUUGGUAGGAGACUUUAAGAAUCUGCUCUCAAGUUUAAGAUGGCUCUCUUGGCGUCAUUGCCCUUCAGACUUGCAAGCAGUCAAUCUAUAUUUAUGGAACUUAGUCGUGCUCAAACUUUCCGAUAGUGACAUUCCAGAGAAUUGGAACGGAUGGGGCUCAUGCUUGGCAAAUCAUGACUUGAAAGUUAUACAUCUUAUAAGAUGCCAUCUGUCAUCAACUCCAGACUUCUCGACGUGCUUGAAUUUGAAGAUACUGGUUCUUGAUGAAAAUUGUCCAAGGUUGCUACAAAUCAGUAGCUCUAUCCAUAAGCUAGAACGCCUAAAGCGCUUGGAAAUAAUUCCAGCACAAGUUCAGUUGUCAAAGUUGCCCGCAAGCGUCCCUUUUGACCUGUUUGCAGUGCCUUCUGCAAUAUGCGGUCUAAAGUGCCUAUCGAGUUUAAAGCUAGAAGGGCAGUGUAUACAGGAGCUUCAUCCAUCUAUUGGAGAGAUGGCAGGCUUGAAGUGCUUGUCUUUAAUGAAUUGUCAUCAGUUUAGACAGCUUCCAGACUCUAUUGGGAAAUUGAGAUCGUUGGUCAUAUUGAAUUUGGUCUACACAAGAAUCAAAGAGUUACCUAAUUCCAUUGGAGAUCUCAGAAAGUUGGAGGUAAUGAACCUGGGAUCCACUCAAAUAAGGAAGCUACCAAACUCCAUUGGAAGACUAGAAUCAUUGGUUGAGUUAUAUUUAGCGAAUACAAAAAUUACAGGACUGCCAGUUUCUGUUGGAUAUCUUAAAGGGUUGAAGUUCUUAACUCUGGCUGGAAUAAUGGAGAAUCUUAGAGUGUUGGAUUCUAGCGGCUGUAAAAAUAUCAGAUGCACGGGGGGGUCAGUAAAAAUGGCAGAUUGCAAUCGAAGUACAAAUAUCACGUGGCCUCCUCAACUUUGGAGACUUGGCAUAUCUUGUGACGAUCCUCAAUCCGUCACAUGGCCUGCUCAGCUUUAUAAUUUGGCAUUAAGAGAUGUCACGUCACCUUUAAAACAACCAUUCUUUUCCAGCUUGAGAUAUUUAUCCCGCUUAACACUCUUUAGAUGUUGGUUUACAGAGAUUAACUUUCAGCAGCUAGAGAAUCUCCAUUAUCUAGAUGUGUUACUAUGUAAAUCGCUAGUGAGACUAUUGAGUUUAUCAAGGUUGCAAAAGCUCAAAAGGCUGAUAGUGAUGAGCUGCUCGCAGCUAAUGGAGAUUCAAGAUUUAGGAGAAUUGGAAUCUCUGGAGGAAUUAUCCAUAGAGAAUUGCGGCUCUAUACAAAGGCUACCUGAUCUAUCAAAACUACAUGAGUUGCGGACAUUGCACCUCUAUCACUGUGAAUUGGUGCAAGGUUUGCCUGAUAUACCAAACCCAUGUCAUCUCGAUGUUCAUGGAUGCCCGAUGUUAGUCGAGUCUGGCGACUCCUGCGAAACUUGCAGACAAUGUAGGGAACCCAACGUCGAUGUGAAUUGUAUGCGGGGUUUAUUCAGUCGAUCAAACUUGAAGGCCGUGAAGAAUUGGAACCAUGGGAAGCAUCACCGAUUACGUCACUACGAUUCCAGCCAAAAGGUUACCUGAUCUACCAAACUCCUUGGGUUGUAAGUCAAAAGUUGCGUGAGAGGGCACCUUCUCUUUAUAUAUUAUAUCACAGCUAAAUCUAAUGUAACAUUGUCUCGCAUUUAUUAUUACUAAAUCUCUUUUCAU
Molecule: messenger RNA, 3369 nt
Organism: Eucalyptus grandis
Lineage: Eukaryota; Viridiplantae; Streptophyta; Magnoliopsida; Myrtales; Myrtaceae
Product: disease resistance protein RPV1-like
Exons: 3
Coding region: 1000-3243 (747 amino acids)
Biological process (GO): defense response
Molecular function (GO): ADP binding
Source: RefSeq, a predicted model, not a curated record